Messenger RNA from Cervus elaphus (red deer), 3413 nucleotides. It is a transcript of the gene NKX1-2, whose product is annotated as NK1 homeobox 2. Gene Ontology annotation, molecular function: RNA polymerase II cis-regulatory region sequence-specific DNA binding; DNA-binding transcription factor activity, RNA polymerase II-specific. Gene Ontology annotation, biological process: regulation of transcription by RNA polymerase II; cell differentiation. The transcript has 2 exons. Lineage: Eukaryota; Metazoa; Chordata; Mammalia; Artiodactyla; Cervidae. Gene Ontology annotation, cellular component: nucleus. The coding region runs from base 235 to 1146 and encodes 303 amino acids. The record is from RefSeq and is a predicted model, not a curated record.
AGUCUUGGGGACUUCUGCUAGCGCGCCCUGCACGUGGCGGGGGCCUGGGGCAGCCCAAGUGCCAAUCCGCGCGCAACCUCCGGCCACUCUCUCCCCGCCCCGCCUCCGCGCCCCCCUCCCCAGUUUCACUUGGCUGCCUCGACCCUCCUACCGGCAGAGAGCGGCGGCCAAGCCACAGCCUAAAGCAAGCCCGAGCUCUACCACCCCGGACCCCGCGCCGCCGGCCUCUGGGGCAUGCUGGCAUGGCAGGACGGCGGGGCCAAGGCGGCUCCCUCCCACCACAAGAUCUCCUUCUCGGUUCUGGACAUCUUGGACCCGCAGAAAUUCACCCGCUCUGCGCUCCCAGCCGUGCGUCCGGCUCUCCGGGAAGCCAAGAAAAGUUUGGCAGAGGCCGAAGGAAGGAAGGACGCCAGCCGGGACCCGGUUCCGCAGCGAGAGGCGCCUGAUGCUGCGGGCCGCGGCGCCGGCUUGGCGUCCCCUCUGGAGGGGUCGGAGGAGGAGGAGGCGGAAGAGGAGGACGAGGAUGUGGAGGACGCGCGGCGGCGGCGCGGGGAACCGGCUGCGCACCUGCAGGCGGGCCUGACACUCUCCCCCGAGGCGCGGGCCGCGGCCUCGGCGGCAGGGGAGAGCGGCGCUGGCGGCCUCGCGGGCACUCCCGGCUCCCCACGGCCCAGGCGCCGGCGCGCGGAGCCCAGCGGCUCCAAGCCGCGGCGCGCGCGCACCGCCUUCACCUACGAGCAGCUAGUGGCUCUGGAGAACAAGUUCCGGGCCACGCGCUACCUGUCCGUGUGCGAGCGCCUGAACCUCGCGCUCUCGCUCAGCCUCACUGAGACGCAGGUCAAAAUUUGGUUCCAGAACCGCAGGACCAAGUGGAAGAAGCAGAACCCCGGCGCCGAAGGUGCGGCGCAGGCGGGAGGUGGCGCGCCCCAGCCCGGGGCUGCGGCGGCGAGCGGCGGCGGCGGCGCAGGGGGCAGCCCAGGUCCGCCGGGCCCGGGCGCGCAUCCUUUCCAGACUUUCCCCUCCUACUCGGCGGCCAACGUCCUUUUCCCAGCCGCCGCCUCCUUCCCGCUGACGGCCGCCGGGGGCUCCUUCGCGCCCUUCCUCGGGCCCUCCUACCUGACCCCUUUCUACGCCCCGCAUCUAUGAACCCCCGAGCCCCUUGGACCCCUCUUCGUCUGGACUCACGAGUGAUUGGCGUGGACUUGUGGUCCCCACCCUACCGAGGGGCGCCGAUGCGCAGGGACCGCCCCCUCCUGGUGCGCGGGUGUCUGUGCGCCCCUUCCCUGCAGGCUGCCUGGAGGCGCCGCCAGAGGGCAGGGAAAGGCCGCCUGCGGCUCCCAGGUGCGCGCCUUCCCGCCGUGCGGAACCCCGGGAUCCACGCGGUCCACUAAGGGGAAUCAAGGACCUGCCACGUUUCAGAGUAUCCGGAGACGGAAGCCGUCCUUAAAGCUCCCCGUGUCUGGACCUGCUGUUCCCCGUGGGUCAGGCUUCGUUCAGUUCAAGGGCUCUUUCUGAGGGUCUGGGUGUUCGGAGGCGCGCGGCUGGCCCCGCGGCGGGCCUGGAGUCCGAAGAGAGUCAAGACCCGUCCUCCCAGCGGCUCCCGAGGACGGAAUCCGCAAAGAUUUUGGCUCUCUCAGAGCCCAGUUGUUUUUGUUUCCCUUUUCGGAGCCGAUUGUUUCCCAUUUCAUACUUGGUUACUGGCCCCAAUCCAGCGGUUCCUUCCAAACACUGCACAAAGUUGGAGAGAAUUGAGUCUGUGAGCGCACACUGCCGCCUUGAGAUGGACCAAUUUUUAAAGGCGUAACGCUCUAUGUUUUUACAUCUUUCUUUUAAGAUUAGGACUUGAGAGCAACUCUUAUUCCAGACAGUCGCUCCACGGGCUAUUGCUGAGAAAAUGGGUACCUAAGUUUUCGGAGAAGACCAGAAGUUCGUGCUGGGAAAUUCAGGGGUUUACAGCUCGACUUGCCUCCUUAGGUAGAGCGCUGUUCCCCGCUACCGCAAGUUUUGAGAACCGCUUUCACAAACCAUGGCUAUGGCCCCAAAGGCAUAACAAUAACAAAGGGACCAGUGGCACAACUGAAAUCUUGAGGACUAUACAUGGGACUGCCCGUUAUGAUUUGCAGUGUUUGAUAUUGUAAAACUUCAGUCUUGGCUAAUAUGUCUGUUCCCAGCAAGUCCUAAGCUCUCAAUAGUGAUCAAGGAGAGUUCUCUCCUUCAGCAUACACCGCAGUUAUGAACUAGACUAUAUUUUUAAAAACAGACUCAACAUUUUUAGAGCUUCAUCUAAGAUACUGACUUGAAAGAUAUUCAGUUCCACACAGACUCUCCGUGGUGGCAUGGUAAACAAGCAAAAGGUUGUUAAGAGCAGUAAAAGAAAUAAUUAUUGGGCAUAUCAUGGACGCAAAAGGCACACAUAUGAUGGAUUCAACUGCAGGAACUUAAUAUAUGGACAUGCUUUCUAACUGCUGCUUUUAUUAUCUCUCUUAAGAAUUAGUCCUGUAAAAUUCUCUUGCUGGCUUUAUCUGGAAUACUCUUCUUCAGUUUUUUAUGUAAUAUAAUUUGUAGCCCAUAUUUCCAAAACCCAGACCUCCCUGACUAGGUCAUGUAUCUUUCACUCUCAUCUUUAUUGGAUGACUCGAGGCUGGGCAGUAUCUGUAUGGAUACCAUAUUCCUUGCUAUUUCUUGGUAGCCUAUGUCAUUAAUAAAGAUCAAUGGCUUCUUAUAAAAUAAAAGCACAUUACUUGGUUUUAGGAACACAGGAUAUUACAACCUUGAGAUAUCUACUUCUGUUCUUAUCAAGAAUGAGAAAAUAUACCCCCCUUCUUCCAAAUUAAAUGAAGAUUUCACAUUCAUGUGAAUCUCAUCAGAUUUGAGUGUAUGUAUUAUUUAAUUAUAAUUUAUUAAUUAGACUCUUUCCCUCCUAUGCUGAAGAAGAAAUGUGUCCCCAAACAAUGCAUUAAACUUUCUGAAAGAUAAGGGUCCCAGAUGAUAUUAAAAAUGCAGUUACUGUAAUAGAGAAUAUUAUUUUAUUAACUUUACUUGUUGAUAAACACUCCCUCAGUAACUAUUCGUGGGUUUCUCAAGAGCAACAUUCCAUGUAUCAGGAGCAGGCAUGCACAGAAGUAGGAUCUGUAACAAAGAAACUGAAUUUCUGUAAGACCUGGGAAACAUUACUUUCCUCUCAGGUACGGGAAGACUCCAGUUGAAGAGAGGGACUGGGGAGGGAGGGGGGGAGGCUUGUCUGUUUGUGGGCCAGGAGCACUGUGUUUCCUGACCUUUCAUGUUUCUACGCAUUUUAACAGAGUAAUGCUCGAAAGAAGUGUGUGACUUUGGACAUCCGCUGCUUUAAAAGGGCCAGUGAGUUCCCAACCAAAUCCUUAAACUCAAUCUAUUGAUGUGUUUGUCUAAUAAAU